AUGGGAUUCAACAUCGCGUUCACCACCAUAGCGGAAGAGAAUGGCUUGACUGAGACGGAAAAGGGCUUGACCCUUAGCUCCUACUACUUUGGGUUCACCGUCUCUCAGGUUCCGGGCGGCUACAUGGCCAAACGUUGCGGCGGCAAGGCCACCCUGGGGCUGUGCUUCCUCCUCUGGUUCCCCCUGUCCGCGGCGCUGGCCUCCAGCAUCAGGUCCGGCUACGCGGCGCCCGUCGUCGUCGGGUGCCGCCUGGGCAUCGGCCUCGCCCAGGGGAUGUUUCUUCCGGCGGCGCAAUCGGUUCUCGGGCACUGGAUCCCCGCCCGCCGCCGGGGGCGGCACUUCGCCUUCGCGAUGUCGGGCAUGUUCGCGGGGGCGGCGAUCGCCAUGGUGACGGUGCCACCCAUAGUAUCGCGCUUUGGCGCACACACGGCCUUUUACGUAGCGGCCGUCAUGGGCGCGGCGUGGCUGGCCGUGUGGAUCUGCUUAGGCUCGGAUGCUCCUCACUCGCGAAGAGAGGGGGAAAAAUUCAACACGAAGGCGUUGCGUCCCCGCGAGGGUGUAGGGGUUACGGCGGGGGAAGACACUGACGUCGACGGUACGACGAGGGCGGGAUCGGAAGACGGAUUGCCGAGGCCGGAUGCGGGAGACGGGAGUUGUUGGGUGGCGGCGGGGCUAGGGGAAGGAGGCCCCGGGGAUUGGUCGUUUCAAAACCCGGCGGCAGGCUCGCCCUCGGUGUGCCGAGACCCUGCGCUGCUGCGGAGCAGCAACCACGGCUCAGGAUGCUCCGCAGAAAGAGGGGGCGGAGGCGGGGGCGUGUGUCUGGAUUGCGUUGAACGCGCGCCCACCGAAGCCGACGCCGCCGCCGGUCGCGUUGUUGAUCCCGAGCCGAUUCCGCCGGGCGGCGGUGACGACACACCUGUUGGCGACGCCUGCGGGGGGGGGGGUCCUGCUUGCGGCCACAAGUCCACGGUAGUCUGUGGCCUCCUCGUUGCUAAGAGCGCCGCCCUCUCGUGGGACGAAUCCAAAAAGGUGGCAGUUGUGUGCGAUGGGAGGACGGAAGGGGCCCCCCCCGCCGACGCCGCCUCCGCCACGAGCACGGAUAGCGACACUCGGGCGGCGAUCGCCGGCGGCGACGGCGGUGAUAGCGGUCGAACCACCGGUGGCGGUGAUGGUGGUGGUAGCAGCGAUGACAGUGGCAGCAGCCAUGCGGCGAGUCUUGCAGCCCUGGAAGGCGUUUGCGAGCCCUCCAGCAGCGGGAGGGGAGGCCGGGCGGCAGCGAAGACAACCGUUGUGAAGGCCUUCGAACGAACCGCGGCCCCUUUUCCGUGGAGGGCGAUGGCCGCUUGCCCCGCGGCGUGGGCGUUCGUGGCCGGCAACGUGGGCGCGGGGAUGGGCAUCAACGUGGUGAUGAGCUGGCUGCCGACGUACUACGAGGAAUUCGUGCUGGUCGAUCUUGAAGACAUUCACAUCGCUGAGCUGCUCUCGCCCUACCUGACCAUGAUGGCGUUCUCCGUCCUGGGCGGCGUCUCCUACUCGUGGCUCGUCAACGGCCGCGGCCUCCCGAGGGCGCGGUCCUCCAAGCUCGUCGCCGGGGCCGCCUUCUCCCUCUCCGUCGCCGUCUUCCCCUGCAUGGGCCUGCCCCGAAGCUGCGCCGCCGCGACCGUGGUGUCCUCGCUGGCGCUGGCGAGCGCCGCCCUCUCGAGGGGGGGCUGGUCGACCAACCACAUGGAGAUCGCCGCCCCUGAGCACGCGGCGAUGCUCUACUCGGUGGCCAACUCCAUCAGCGCGGCCGCGAGCGUGCUCGGCAUCUCCCUGACGGGGAAGCUGCUGGACACGUUCGGCGGGGGCGGGGAGCCGCAGGCGUGGACCGCGGCGAUGGGCACGAUCGGCGCCCUGUGCGGCGCCUGCGGUGUCCUGUUCGUCCUCUUCGCCAGAGGGGAUGAGGUGCUGUUUCCCGCCACCGCCGGCGAUGCGGAUCUCGCGGAUGUAGAAGAAGGAAACGAAAAGCGGGAGGGGGGGGGAGCGGGCGAGUGGGGGUGGGGGUGGCGGUGCUGCAGGAAGGAGGACGGGAUGCCGAGCGAGUGGCCGCGGCCCUUGGGCUGGAGCGACGAGAAUUCGAGGAGACGGUGGGGGCAGAAGGGAUAG
Molecule: messenger RNA, 2145 nt
Organism: Ectocarpus siliculosus
Lineage: Eukaryota; Phaeophyceae; Ectocarpales; Ectocarpaceae
Source: the annotation of a GenBank genome assembly